GUACUUCAGUCCAGUAAGUGUUCAAGACUCGAGACACAUUGCCCUCAGUCGUGAGGCCUUCACUCUUCCUUUUCACCUGGUCUGCAUUCCAGCCUCAUUGUGCUUAGGCUUCCUUUCCUUCCCCACUUCCAUUGUUUUCCGUUUCCCACCUUUACCUCUGUACCACCCAACAGGCCAUCUAAGCUGCCCAGGAGAUAACCGUGUUCUCCAGAAUGUCACGCACACCAGCGUCAACAGCUGCAUUAUUCCUAAAGAUCCCACACCGGAAAUAACCUAAUGCCUAGCAACUGCUGGAUGGAUAAACAAAUGUGCUGUUGCAUGCAAUCAGCUUCAGAAGUGUAUAAGAUAAGCUUUAUAUUUCCAAAUGGAGAUACAUAUGAUGGUGACUGUACAAGAACAUCUUCUGGCAGUUAUGAGAGAAACGGAAUAGGUAUUCAUACCACUCCUAAUGGGAUUGUCUACACAGGAAACUGGAAAGACGACAAGAUGAAUGGUUUUGGAAAACUUGAGCAUUUUUCAGGAGCAGUGUAUGAAGGACAAUUUAAGGACAAUAUGUUUCAUGGAUUGGGAACUUACACUUUCCCAACUGGGGCAAAAUACACUGGAAAUUUCAAUGAAAAUAGGGUGGAAGGGGAAGGGGAGUAUACCGACACCCAAGGACUGCAGUGGAGCGGUAACUUUCACUUUACAGCUGCUCCAGGCCUCAGACUGAAGCUCUACAUGUAGAUGCUCUAAAUUAAAGUUUAAAUGGGGUAAUUGAAGUUGUAAAUUCUAAGUAGAGCAACCAACUCUGUCAUCUAAAAUAACUUCACACACUGCCUCUAUAAGUUUUCCAAUAAAACCAUCGCUCAUGUAUGUCUUUUUGAAUUUUGUUUUUAUU
Molecule: messenger RNA, 880 nt
Organism: Octodon degus (degu)
Lineage: Eukaryota; Metazoa; Chordata; Mammalia; Rodentia; Octodontidae
Gene: Morn2
Product: MORN repeat containing 2
Exons: 5
Coding region: 277-726 (149 amino acids)
Source: RefSeq, a predicted model, not a curated record